Molecule: messenger RNA, 117 nt
Organism: Haemonchus placei
Lineage: Eukaryota; Metazoa; Nematoda; Chromadorea; Rhabditida; Trichostrongylidae
Source: the annotation of a GenBank genome assembly
AUGCUUAAGCCCAGGGUAGGGAAGGGGGAGAGUCUCCCCAAGGAAAUGUUUGCCGAUAGCGCGCCUUUUUCCGUGCCCUCUAGCGUUCAGCAUUGGAGAAGAGCGGCGCCCCCAUAG